GACUCCGGAGUCCGGAUAACACAGCUGACAGUUGGUAAAACUGGGCUAGGUUAGUUGUCUGAACACUUUCACACUGUAGUUCAUUUAUCGAUCGUCAUAUAUUCCCAGUUCAACACUCCGAGAGGGCAGAUUCUUUAUGAAUCUAACAAAGAGACUCUGCCGUCACCAUGCUGAACACAUCCACACUUUGCCUUUGUUUGUUGACUGUGUUGGGAACUGUUUUCUUGGGAACUUGCUCAUCGGAGGCUAACCUUAAAGGUUUCGAUGAGGAUGCUUUCUCCAUCCAGCACUCAGAUGGCUGUCUGGACACAGUUGCUCCUAAACAAUUGAGUCUCGCCUCCUGUGACCCAAAGAGCAAGUCCCAGCGCUGGAAGUGGGGUUCAGGUCAUCGGCUGUUCCACUUAGACUCGUCCCUCUGCUUAGCGUUCAACGUGAGCUCCAAGUCGCUGUACCUGGACGACUGUGGCUCCAACAUCCUGCUGUGGUGGCGCUGCCUGGAUGGGGCUGUUUACACCGUUUAUCAGAUGGGCCUGGCGGUCAGCGGCGGGAAAGUGGUAGCCAAACGGGACGCUAAUGACAGUUGGGUAAGGGGAGGAUCCCAGGACAACAUCUGCCAGAAGCCGUACCGUGUUGUCCACACCACCGAUGGGAAUUCUGCCGGCUCUCCCUGUGACUUCCCCUUCAGACACAACGGCAGCUGGCAUCACGGCUGCCUCCCAGAUGCAGAUUCCCCCGGACUGUCCUGGUGUGCAACCUCAUCGGACUAUGACCUCCAAAAAAAGAGGGGACACUGUCUAAUACCUGAGACGGGUUGCCAGACCUUGUUUGCCGGACCGGAAGGGGAUUCCUGCUAUGAGUUUGUUUCCAGUGUGGCAGUGAGCUGGCACGAGGCUCUGGAUUCAUGUCGCAGUCAAGGAGCUGAUCUGCUCAGUGUGUCUGAGCCCAAUGACCUCCACUCCAAGACCCUUUUGAACGGCCUCGACAGAAUGCCUGAGAGGAUGUGGAUCGGCCUGCACCGGUUAGACACGUCUCACGGCUGGCAGUGGUCCGAUGGUUCCCCUCUCUCCACCCUGCGCUGGGAAACAGGAAUGCCGUACCUCCCCAUCAUUCGUGAUUAUGACUGCGGAGUCCUGAACUCUAAACAGAAUUACGAAUCUGAGUCGUGCAACCAACAACUACCAUACAUUUGCAAGAAGAGUUUCAACACAUCUAGCACGGAAACCACAGGCUCUUUUGAUUACAGUGAAACAGAGUGUGCAGAAGGUUGGGUCCCGUGGAAUGGCUGGUGUUACAAGUUAUUAAAGGAUAACCCUCGCAACUUUACCGAUGCCCAGAUGCACUGCAACCACACUGAGGGGGGAGGCUCUCUGGCCAGCUUCCACUCCAUUGACAGCAAAGAGAUGAUCAGCACUAAUUUCAACGCAGGUGACCAGAUGUUGGAUGUGUGGAUCGGUCUGGUCGGUGCCGGCAUGAACCCCACUGUGUUCAAGUGGAUUGACCUGGCCCCCGUCACAUUCACAUACUGGGACCAGAACCAACCAGUCCAGCCCAGUGUGGAUACCAGCUGUGUCUUCUACUCUGGACAGGCUCAUGGUUGGCGGGUCGGGGACUGCACACAGAGGCUACCUUUUAUGUGUCAGAAGAAAGGGAUAUUCAACGAAUCAGCGAAACAGACCGGAUGUCCCGAGGAUGGUUGGAGUAGACACGGAAACUCCUGUUAUCAAGUGAACACCAAACAGGUGUCUUUCAAAGAUCGCUGCAACGUCACUAUAAACAACAGGUUUGAGCAGGCCUUUAUCAGCCGUCUACUUGGAGAGCACAUCACCAAGGAUCCUCCGUUUUUCUGGAUUGGGCUGCAGGACAUUAAGAACUCAGGAGAGUACCAGUGGAUGGGUCAGAAUGAGUCCACGGGGGUCGUCACAUACACCAACUGGGGCUGGUUCCAACCAGAUCGGCAUGGAGGCUGUGCAGUGAUUUCAACUGAAAAACCGCUGGGCAAGUGGAGGGUGAUGAACUGUACCAACUUUAAAGCCGGCAGCAUCUGUAGAAGAGACCUCAGUCCUCCUCCAGCACCAGAACCAGAGCCAGAACCAAACCCCAAUGCAACGUGUGCUAAUGGAUGGAUCCCCACACGAAACAGUAAACACUGCUACAAGGUGUUUCAUGAGGAGAGGCUGAGCAGGAAGCGCUCCUGGGAGGAGGCUCACAGGUUCUGUGAGGCCCUGGGAGCCCACCUGCCCAGCUUCACAAACAACGACGAGAUGAGGGCCCUGCACAGCAUCAUGAGGGACAGCAUCAGUGAUAAUAGGUACUUCUGGGUUGGCCUGAACAGGAGGAACCCGAAUGAUCGCUCCUGGCAGUGGAGCGACGGCAAGCCUGUAUCUAUGGAUGUUUUACAACGAGAUUUCCAUGAGGAUGAUGCAUACAGUCGGGACUGCACUGCAUUCAAGACAUCGAGGAGCAGCUUGAAGCACCUCAUUGUGUUCCUGAUGCACGAUUUAUCCCCCAUACCCUUCUUUGCCACGCCGUUUCACUGUGACGCCAGGCUGGAGUGGGUCUGCCAAAUCCCCCGCGGAAAGACACCAAAGACCCCGAGCUGGUACAAUCCAGACGGACACCAUGAGACAUCUAUCUUCAUAGAUGGAGCAGAGUUUUGGUUUGUAAAGGAGCCUAAGCUAACUUUUGACGAGGCACAGCUCUUUUGCAAUGGCAAUGGCAGUAACCUGGCUAUGCCAAGCAGCUCAUCUGCUGUUGGAAAGAUCCGGAAGCACAUAAGCGAAUUGUCAAGUUCUACAAAAGAAAGCUGGUGGGUCGAUUUGGAAGACCCUGAAUGGAUACUGUCGCAACCCUUUCACUUUUAUCAUAAAGCUUUCCUGGGCAGAUGCUCCUACAUGAGUUCUGAAUCCUUAUUUCGAAGCCGCGAGCUCAGCUGCAGUCAGCGGUUUUCUUUUGUGUGCGAGAGACAGAACAUCACGUCAGUGGAGAUAAACCCUCUCUUGCCUCGGCCUGAAGGACAGCCCUGCGGAAAUCAAUCUCAGCUUUUCAGAAAUAAGUGCUACACUGUGAUGUCAAGCUUGAAGCCUGUGUCGUUCGGAUAUGCCAAUGAGGAAUGCCAGUCGGUGAAGGGAACCCUGGUGACUAUAUCAGAUCAGGUGGAGCAAGACUUCAUCACCACCCUUUUGCCAAGUUUGAGAAACAUCGAGAAGACAUGGAUUGGUCUGAAAAUCAAACAUGACGACCCAGAGUGGGCGGACCAGUCCCCAGUUCACUACAUCAACUUUAACCCCCUGCUCCUGGGCAUGCACAGGUCUAUAAAAGUCAACAGAUGGGACAAAGAGAGUAUGGAGUUGUGUGUGUUUAUGAUCAACAACCCAAACUCUGCCAUGCUCGGUACCUGGGACUAUUCUUCCUGCACAGAGUAUCAAAAUCUGGCGUUUUGUCAGCACUAUGCAGAUAAAAUGGAGGGGCCCCACGUCCCAACAGAGCCCUUCCACGUCAAUAACCACACCUUCCUGCUGCUCGCACAAAAUCUCACCUGGUUUGAGGCCUUAGAGCAGUGCGGGAAACACAAAAUGGACCUGGCCAGUGUGGCCGACACCUUGUUGCAGGCCACCCUCACUGUGCAUGUGAGCCGUGCACAAACACCCAUGUGGAUCGGCCUCUUCAGUGAAGACGAUGGAAUCCACUACCGCUGGACGGACCACAGCCACACCGUGUUCAGUCGCUGGUCCUCUGAUGUCACCAGCGGCUCGUGUGUCUACCUCGACACCGAUGGCUUCUGGAAAGCCACCGAGUGUGAGGAGAUGCUAGGAGGUGCUAUCUGCCACAAACCGCAUGAAGAGAUCAUCACCACACCAGAGGAUGUCGCUGUGAAGUGCCCCCAUAAGAUUAAUGGUCCCAACUGGAUCCCCUUCAAGAACAACUGCUACUCCUUCCAGCUGGUCGCCACCAGAUGGGACCAGUUUAACCAGGGACAGAUCGAGGAAACCUGCAAAAAACUUCAUGCAGAUGCAGACAUCCUAACCAUUCGAAAUGCAGAGGAGAACGAGUUUAUUAAGCAGCAACUCAUACCCUUUAGAAACUUGGUCCAGUUUGUUUGGCUGGGGAUGUUCAAAGAUGAAAACGAUAACCAGAUGAAAUGGUAUGAUGGCACCACUGUCCAAUAUUCCAACUGGGCCAAUGGCAGACCAGAAGUAGAAGGACCAUUUCUGGCCGGCCUCAUGGUCGACAGCUUCUGGAUUCUCAUCUCAAAGCAAAGAUCAUUCCCAGAGUUCAAACAGAGGAGCAUUGUGACCUGCAAACUGGACAACGAACCAAAACACGAGUACAACCAGUCAUCCACGGACUUCCAACAUUACGGUAACUUAACCUAUCAGGUGCUGACCCUUAAGAUGAGCUGGCACCAGGCUCUGGAGGAGUGUAGUGAGCGGGGGGGCCACCUGGCCAGUGUGCACGACCUCCAGCAUAGCGCUCAUGUGAAGCUCAUCGCCAAGACAGACGGAUUCCCCCUCUGGAUCGGCCUAUCGAACCAGGAUGUUAGUGGAUCAACCUUUGAGUGGUCCGAUGGAACGAGAUUUGACUACAAAGCCAUCAUCUCUGACUCACUGGAGGCCCCCAGCUCAGACAAACAAGAGCCCAGCUGUGUUAUGGUAACCCCUGCUGGGGCCUGGGUGAAGACCAGCUGCAGCACGGUGCAACAAGGAGCCAUCUGCUACACCACCUCCAUCACCACCACCUCCCAAAGAGCCAGACAGCUGUUUCCCCCGGUGGCCAAUCACUGCCCUCAGAGCAACGGCAUGUCCAUGUGGGUGCAGCACCAGGACCACUGCUACGCCUUCCACAUGAGCUUCUACAACUUCAGCGUGUACAGCAUGCAGCAGGCCCGGAGCAUCUGCCAGAGCCUGGAUGCUCAACUGCUGACCCUCAAAAGCAAAGAGGAGAAGGACUUUGUGUCGAAGCACGUGGUCGAUGACCCCCUAAUCACCAGCCGAGUGUGGCUCGACAUGGAGCUCGAUACUCAAGGUCAGCCUCUGUCCUGGCAGGACGGCUCAGCUCUGGAUUACUCCAACUGGAAGUCUGAGGCUUUGGUUAAUGGGAAGAAGUCGGAGCCCCACUGUGCCGUCAUGGUGACAGGAGAUGAAGGAAAGUGGACCCGCGCCAGCUGCAACACGAGCUUCAGUCGGGUUGUCUGCAAAACUCAAACAAAGUCCGGAGGCUCUCCUGUGGCGUUGGGUCUCUUCAUCGUGGUCGUCAUCGCUCUCCUUUUAGCCAUCGGCUUCAUCCUCUACAAGAAGAAAAGAGCCCACUUCUCUUCCACCGUCCGCUACAAGAGAACCUUUGAUGAAUCAGACAGCACCAGUAUUAUCACAGAAGCUGAAUAAGUAUCAGCCUCAGGGAGUGUUUAUGUGCCUUGUGUGCAUUUUAGUACUAUUCAGCAAAAGCAGAUGCAGCCUUUCCCUUUUUUAAGUUAUUUAUUUAUCAUGUUUAAGCCUGCAAACUUUCUCAAAUGAUGUCUAAAACUGUAAAUAUAUUGUGAAUAUCUGCCAAUUCAACUCUUUUCUGGGAUACUUUAGAUUGUAUUGAUGAAGAGUGAAGCGUUAUGAACAUACUGGGGCUGUGUUAAAUUUUGAUCAUUGACAUUAGUGCGAUGUUUUUGUUUUUAAAUUGUACAAAGAUUAGGAGUUAAAAUAUGCAACCAGAAAAGACACUCCCAUUCAGGCCCUAUAACAGGGGUUACAUUGCACUGAUGUAUAAGUGACUCCAAGCUAUCAGUAACAGAACAUGCUGUACUGUAUAUACCAUUACUCAAUCUAUUCCAAUGUGGCUUUAGUUAAUUCAUAUAAUAAUAGACUAAAGGCCAAUUCACCUAAAAUUAUGUUAGACCUGUUUUUCUUUCACUUGGAGUUGUAUUUAUAUUUUCGUUUAAAUACUCACAAUACAGCCCAGAUCUGAAUCGUUUGAGAGCUGGUUUUCUACAAAGGUACGCCCCAUACCGAUCUAUGAGCAAAAAGGAAGAAACUAAAGAUUGUAAAAUGUAAAUGUGUGAUUAUGUUUGAUAAGAAACUUGGCUUUUGAGUUUUCUAUAUUGUUUUACUAAGCUGCACUUCAUUGGCCUGAGCAACAUCUAUCUUUUUCAAACCUCAGUAAAUCAAGUUAAAACUAUCUGGAUUAAGAGCUUGCACUCUGGUCAAGAAACUAUAUUUGUUUUUUUAUUGGAUUGUGCCUUUUUAAAUAAGUAAGAAAAUGUAUGAUUGAAAAUGUCACUCACUGUGCCUUUUUAACAUCAUAAUUCAGAAGGGAUGGGAGACAUUAAGCCACUGGGUAGUGUUAUUUUCUCUGUAUUACCUGAUUCAGUUGUCUUAUAAUACUUAACAUUGUGUUUUUGUUGACAAUACAUAAUGAUUCAAGGGAAAGUUGUAGUGCUGCUGAUCAGUUGUGUAAGUGUAGACACUGGCUUGCCUAAAAAUGACUCGGACAUGUUUGUAUAAAGUUUGUGUUGAUUUAGAUCUGACUCCCCUAUGCACUUACUACUGAGCAAGAACGCACUUUAAUAUGUUCCUACUAUGUUUAAGCACAAUGAGGUUAAGGGUUUUAGAGACAUUUAAAUUGCACUGGCGUUUGCUGUGAAUGCUUUGUAAAUACGUUUUAUAACUGAGAAUGAACCAAAGAUUCUGAGUUCUUUGAAUUUCAGAAGCCUGAUCUUUCUUUUUAUUGUGUGGAACUGCGUCAAUACGGCUUGUUAGACCCUUCAUAUCAAGUUGUAAACCAAAUGUAAGUGGGUUGUUUUUUUUGUUUUACUUAUCACUCUUAAACAGGUCUAUCAGCUCAAUCAGGUACAUUAUCCUUCCAAUAAAAUUUCCUGUCACCAAA
Notothenia coriiceps (black rockcod) is the source of this 6870-nucleotide messenger RNA. It is a transcript of the gene ly75, whose product is annotated as lymphocyte antigen 75. The transcript is spliced from 35 exons. Lineage: Eukaryota; Metazoa; Chordata; Actinopteri; Perciformes; Nototheniidae. Bases 168 to 5381 code for a protein of 1737 amino acids. The record is from RefSeq and is a predicted model, not a curated record.